AUGCUCGCAGGGUUGACGCCCAUGGCGGUGCUGCUGUUUUGGAAGAGUCUGGUUGUUUGCUCUGUCGCUGUUGCCAACGUCGUCAACGGUCUGCUCAACGUCCACGACCCCUGUCCACCGCUUACUGGCUCCCAAAUGCCUAUCAAACAUUUGGAAAACCAUCUCUCCCAGCAAAAGCACGUCCAAACGCUGGCAUUGUCUGCAUUGUCAGACUCGCGUUUGGGCAUCGAUGCUUCACACUACAUCCAGCACCUGCUCGACUCGCCGUCGUCGCGCGAGCCGUUGCUUGCAGCCACAGGGGGUCUCCCAUUAGCGCUCUCAUCCCGUAUCGAGGCCGACCUACGUGUCCUCGAACGACUCAACAUAAAACCCGUUUUCGUCUUCCCCGGUCUCCCUCCCAACAAGCGAUGGAAGCCCAACCCACAUCUCGAGUCUGCAGAGGCAUGCAGAGAUCGGCGCGACGCGUGGGCAAAGUAUGAAUCGGGCCAAGAAGACCAGGCCACCAAGCUGUUCGAAGGACGGAGUUGUUUCGCCCAGUGGGACCUUUGGAGGAUGAUUCUGCGGAUUUUCAGACAUAGAAAUGUCGAAUUCAUUAUUGCGCCUUAUCUCGCUUGGGCCCAGCUAAUCUACCUGCAACGUCAUAACAAGUCGUAUAUCCAUGCUAUCUACGGGCCGACGGAUACGCUGCUGUAUCCCGGGGUCGACAAAGUGAUCACACACAUCGAUCUUACCUCGGCGAACCCGACGUUCCAAUACGUUUCGAAGCGCAACAUUCUUCAAGAACUCGCGGUCAGCGAAGAUCAAUUCUUGGACAUCUGUAUUCUCGUCGGCUUCGACCACUCGCCCCCAUUCCCUCCCACCAUCCACGAACAAGCUCUCAAGGCCACUGUGGACAUGGUCAAAUACUACAAAACGGGCCACGCCGCUGUAUCAGCUUUCGCCGAACAUCCCGCGGUCAAGUCGAUCCAGUACCUGGAUCACUUUGCGCGUACACGCUCCAUGAUCAAGUUCUCGUUGAUCCUUUCCUCCGAGGGUACAGUUAUGCCGCUUCCUCUCGCCAUCCCUUCUCCAGCAGGCCAUGGGCAUCCUGGCCAUCACCACCAUCCCACCGCAGCGGACAUUCCCUCCGACCUCCACGAAAUCUUCACCCAUCGUCUACCUGACGAAGUCUUCUUCUACCUUUCCCGCGGACUUUUGGGACCCCAAGUUCUCAUCUGGCUCACCAGCGGACAAAUCGUGGAAAACCCCCCUCUCGAUAACGGCGAAACCACUGAAUAUAAGCGCUUCGUCAAGGAGGUGAUUACGGACGGCCAGACCGGUCCGCGGGCGACUGCGCUGGCCCUCGUUAGUGGCGUCUCGCAGUCGUUCUGGGCCAAUCGGAAGGUGCAAGGCCUCUUCUGGUUUGAUCAGCCCAGCGCGCACGGGGGAGGGUCUAAAUUUAUCGCCCACAACUCGGCGCAGACCACGCAGUUGGUUGAGCGCGUGGGUGGCUGGAACGUCCCUUAUCCCAUCAUUGAAGAAGAGCUUAGGAGGCAGAACUCUUCGACUAUUGAUUUUGCGCUGUGCUUGGGAGCGACUGCUACGGAUCGAUUGGCGGCACGCACGAAGGUCAAGAACCCGAACUCUGCGCCACUCGAGAAGAAGGAUGAAGUGGUGGCCAAUGUCAUCUGGCGAUUCUUGGAACUGAGAGGGUUCUUGCUCAACACACAUACGCAUUCCGCGUUGGCACGUGCGAUGUACACCGCGAUCAAGCAGGCGCGUGUUAACGACAAGUUCCAAGAUCCUCUCUACCUCUUUUUGGAGCUCGUUCGAGCGGGUGUGAUGCACGGGCACUUGUGGUCGGGCCGAGCCUUCAGCGGAGGGCCCAGCUUUGGCGUCGAGGACGAGAAGGCGUCCAUGUUGCUCGUGAUGCGGGUGCUGAGCAUAGUUCCUUUGAGCUUCAAGGCCCAAGCCUGGUCGGCGCCCUUGUCGCGGGAGCUGCUUGUCUUCAAUUCGUUUGUGCGAUCGCUCACACGGGCGCUACGUACGCUUCUGGAAGUGACUUCGUUGAAUAUGUUGCUUCGGAACGAUGCUCGACGGGCGAGGGACGAUCUGUUGGAUAUCACGCUCUCCUUGCCCUUCCAGACGGAAGUCAACACCGGGUUUGGCGUAUUGGCCAAGGUGUAUCUCGACGCUCUCACCCAUAUCAAUAACCGGACUCGCGUGAGGGAUCCGAAUGCCGAGGGUGUGAAGGAGGCCAAGCAGCUUGCUUUGGAGAUCUGCGAAGACACUUUCCCCGGUGUCAAGAACCCCAAGCUGGAGGUUGAACGAGGCUUUAGGUUCUGGGAUGUGGCGCUUACGGCGAUGCGUCAACUGCACUCUGAGGGAGCUGUGCUCCGCGAGUUGAUUGACCAAUUUGAGGCGGCUGAAGCUUGGCUGGCCCCUAUGCGACCGUGA
Coprinopsis cinerea okayama7#130 is the source of this 2436-nucleotide messenger RNA. RefSeq names its product XPG I-region protein. Gene Ontology annotation, molecular function: 5'-3' DNA exonuclease activity; 5'-flap endonuclease activity. The coding region runs from base 1 to 2436 and encodes 811 amino acids. Lineage: Eukaryota; Fungi; Basidiomycota; Agaricomycetes; Agaricales; Psathyrellaceae. The record is from RefSeq and is a predicted model, not a curated record. The transcript has 9 exons. Gene Ontology annotation, cellular component: nucleus. Gene Ontology annotation, biological process: DNA recombination; DNA double-strand break processing; mismatch repair.